AUGAUGUAUUCAAUAAGCCAUGUGUGCAGGCGAUCCAUACAAAGUAAUGUAUCCAGAAGGAGGAACUUUUCAUUAUUUUGGAAAAUGCUAUCCAUGAAUGAUCCCAAUAAAGAAAAGGAUGAAAGAAAGUUGUAUAGUUGGGAUGAGUCUCCAUAUGAGGAUAUUCGAACACAUGCGGCACUUAUAAGAGCAAAAGCAUUGUGUCCAGUAACACACAAACCUGUCAAUUUUGUAUGCCCGUAUUCGGGAAUACCUACACAUGCAUCAAAAGAAGCAUGGGAAAAGGAUACAGAAUACCAUGCAAAGAAGAAAUAUGAACUUUUGAAAAAAGUCAACUUGUAUGAGCAUGAUUUGAGAUCGGGAAGGAAAUUUGAAGAAUUUGCAUUUCCCGGUGAACAAGAGAGGGAUUUCAUGAUUAAUAUGAGUGAUUGGGAUUCAUUCUUUUAUACUAGAGAUUUCCCACCUAUGAAUGAUGAAUUUAAUUUAGCAGCCGCCACUAAAGUCCUUACGUAUCCAAUGACAAUAGGAUCUAUUUUGCAUAAAUUUUCGCCUUAUCAAAUUGAACCAAAGGGUCCAGUGACUGUGGAAGGAGCCAAGUCUUUAGGAGCAUUGAGGUACACGUUAUACCCACCUUACCAAAAGACAAUUGAUGGAGUAACACAUUUUAAAGAAAGACCAAUUAGGAUAUUCAUUUUGGGUCCUAGAAUGGAAUCCAUGUUACCAGGAUAUGUUUGGAAGCAAUUUGGAUACUUGUUCCCUAAAAGUAGGUUUGAAAUCCAUUUGAUUGGACCUGAAGCAUAUUUUGACAAAGAAACAAGAUCAUUUGCUUCUGUAAAUACUCCGAAUGGACGUCCAUUGAUUGAAAGAUUCGAUGAUCAGAUCACCAUCCACCACCACACUCAAUAUUUCAAUGAACUCUACGAUAUGGGUGACUUGUUCCCAUUUGAUCCAUACUUGGAUGUUUUUUUCCUAUUCCACCCUGGUUUCCAAACUGCUGAUCAAAUACACUGGGACAAAUCAUUGAAAGGAUUAUUGGAAUCCAAAUGCCCGAUUUAUGUUACUGGUUUCCAUGAUGAAGACAUUCAAAGGGAGAUUGAUUGGUUGAAACGUCAUGAAUUGAAUGGUGAGAUGGACUUGCUUAUGCAAAAAUCGGACAAUAAAUUUGCCUGUACGAAAUUGGACAUUGUUGAUUCAAAUCCCACAGAGACAUUUAAUUUGAAUAGUAAGGUGUUCGGUUUCAGAGGUAAGAGGUAUCAUGCCAUCAAGGUGUGA
Lodderomyces orthopsilosis Co 90-125 is the source of this 1272-nucleotide messenger RNA. RefSeq names its product Mss51p (gene MSS51). Gene Ontology annotation, biological process: mitochondrial respiratory chain complex IV assembly. NCBI's taxonomy places the organism in Eukaryota, Fungi, Ascomycota, Pichiomycetes, Serinales, Debaryomycetaceae. The transcript has a single exon. The record is from RefSeq and is a predicted model, not a curated record. Gene Ontology annotation, cellular component: extrinsic component of mitochondrial inner membrane. Bases 1 to 1272 code for a protein of 423 amino acids.